Molecule: messenger RNA, 829 nt
Organism: Helicoverpa zea (corn earworm)
Lineage: Eukaryota; Metazoa; Arthropoda; Insecta; Lepidoptera; Noctuidae
Product: peroxisomal N(1)-acetyl-spermine/spermidine oxidase-like
Exons: 2
Coding region: 320-802 (160 amino acids)
Molecular function (GO): polyamine oxidase activity
Source: RefSeq, a predicted model, not a curated record
ACCCGCCUAGGCGUUUCGUAUUUAGGGCGUCAAGUGCCUCGUUGGUCUAGCUGUCGCAAGUGCUACUGCUGAGCACGAGGUCUCGGGUUCGAUUCCCGGGACGGAAACUUUCACAAAGCAGUCCAGAGUUUGGAGUUGUUGUGUGCCACAUGGAGGGACUGCCUAUCUGAUCUCUUCAACCCAGUUACUUGGGCAACCCGAUAACCGUUGGUAAGACUGGUUGUCAGACUUUCUGGCUUCUGGCUACCAGACCCUGGACAUUAAGUUGAAGAAGGAAGUCUCCCAGAUCUCCUGGCCUCAGGAUCCCAUCGCUGAUGUAAUGGUCUCAUGUACGGAUGGCACUACCUAUAGAGCGAAGAACGUUAUCGUUACCGUGUCUUUGGGAGUGCUGAAGGAGAGACACGCAACAUUAUUUACGCCAGGGUUGCCACAAGCAAAAAUAACGGCCAUAGACAAAGGUUUAACACUCGGUUUGAUAGGCAAAAUUAUACUAAGAUUCCCCGAGAAAUUUUGGGAGGAGGGCAAACAGAAUUUUUAUUUGUUUUGGGAUAAGAGGGAUAAAGAAGCGAUGGGGGACGAUUGGGGGAGACAGUUGGUUCAGGUUUCUUUCCCUAUGGGGGCCAGUAACGUCAUGACAGUAUGGACUAAGGGGGAUGUAGCUAAAUUGGUUAGUAUAGCAAUUAGGGAUGUGAAUGGGGGGUCAAAUUGCUUACGAAGAUACGAAUUUGCUUUUUGCGAUUCGAAUGUAUGGGGCUCUAGUUUCUAUGGUCGAGAAACAAUUGGUUUUGCUUACGAACGGUAGAAAAAAACCUUAAAAUUAAAGUAAGAA